This is a messenger RNA of Zeugodacus cucurbitae (melon fly), 306 nucleotides long. RefSeq names its product influenza virus NS1A-binding protein homolog A-like. The coding region runs from base 1 to 306 and encodes 101 amino acids. Gene Ontology annotation, molecular function: protein binding. The transcript is spliced from 2 exons. The record is from RefSeq and is a predicted model, not a curated record. Lineage: Eukaryota; Metazoa; Arthropoda; Insecta; Diptera; Tephritidae.
AUGUCCGUACACCGCGCCGGUGCGGGUGCUGCAGUCUUGGAUGGUAAACUUUAUGUGAUUGGUGGCUUUAAUCGUGCGCAUUUACGUUCUGUGGAACGUUAUGAUCCAAAGAAAAAUAGUUGGACACAAUGUGCGGAAAUGAAUGAGGCACGCGGUUGGCCUGGAGUGGCGGUUCAUAAUGGGCAUAUUUAUGCGAUCGGCGGUUGGUUCAAUGGCGCAAUGAGAACGGUCGAACGCUACAGUUUGUCAGCUAAUAAAUGGACGACAGUGAGUUUUGUGAUUACUGAGUUCAAUGAGAGCUUAUAA